AUGACUGCCAUCCGAUUAAGAGAAUUUGUAGAGUAUCGCCCAAUGAUUCCACCCAGUGUGUUCAAUCACUGAGGAAAGGACAUCCAAGGCUAUUACCCAGGGCAACUGGCAAGGGUCCACUUCGAUGACAGUAUGAAGAGGGCUCCCAGGAUGACCGAGGCAGCAAACAGAAUUUUUGGAGAUUCAGAAUCUGCAAUGCCUCUUAUUGAGCAAUUAGUUUUUGAACAAGCAACACAAGAAUGCCGUAAUGCCAUUGUCCCUCGAAAGGAUUGGGACCAGAAAUUAGGCACAAUUUCAUCGAAUCCUAGACCUCUUAAUUCAUUGCCAGAAGAGAGAAGCAGAUUUGAAAGAAAUGCUUUUUAA
Molecule: messenger RNA, 363 nt
Organism: Nannospalax galili (Upper Galilee mountains blind mole rat)
Lineage: Eukaryota; Metazoa; Chordata; Mammalia; Rodentia; Spalacidae
Gene: Spmip3
Product: chromosome unknown C1orf100 homolog
Exons: 4
Source: RefSeq, a predicted model, not a curated record